ACCCUGAGGAGGAGAGCAAAGCUGGCUUCAUAUCUCACAUGCCAAACACGCAGACUCAGCUUGUGAUCCGAUUAUUUGCUGCCCAAAGCGGAGGAAACGGGGGUUCCAAGAUUUUGACUCCUGGGCUUUCAGACACAGAGACCAGCAGGACUCCAGUCACUGACCUGACUCCUCCUCAGGCACCUCUACCCCACUCUCCAGGAUUUCAAUUUAUUCAACUCUACUCACUGCUGCACAGCAAACCCAAGAAUCACAGCCUCCAGACUUUGCAUAGCCUAGCUGGUCACUGGCCCUGCCUCCAUUUCAGCUCUGACAGCCUCAGAGUGGGUCCAAGGAUGUCGAUGAACUAUGAAGACCUCCAGUCCUUGGAGAGUGAGAAGAAAAGCCAGGAGUUAAGAAAGGGGCCAUGUCCUCCCCAAGCCUUCCUCAAGCGUCUCUGCUCUGUACCCUGCCUCCUCCUGCUCUUCCUGGGCCUCAGCCUCUUCCUGCUGGUCGAUAUCUGCAUAAUUGGAUCCAAAAAUGCCAAGAUUCAAAGUGAUGUGGAGACCCUGAGAGCAACUUUCAGCAACUUCACUUCCAACACAAUGGCUGAGGUCCAGGCACUGCACUCCCAGGGUGGCAGUUUGCAAGCAACAAUAACAUCUCUGAAAGCUGUGGUGGAAAACCAGGAGCAGGAACUGCAAGCAGCCCGUAGCCUGAAUGACAAGGUGUUUUCUCUGGAGAGCAAGCUGGAGAAAGAGCAGCAGGAACUCAAAGCAGAUUAUUCUGAAAUGCUCCUGCAAGUCCAGCAACUGGUCAACGACCUACAAUGUCAAAAUACCUGCUGCCCCAUUGGCUGGCUGGAGUAUGAAGGCAGCUGCUACUGGUUUUCUCGCUCUGGAUUGACCUGGCCCCAGGCUGAGAAGUACUGCCAGCUGGAGAACGCCCACCUGGUUGUCAUCAACUCCAGAGAGGAGCAGAGAUUCAUUGCACAGCACUCGAGCCCCUUUCACACCUGGAUAGGACUCGCUGAGAGCGAUGGCUCCUGGAAGUGGGUGGACGGCACAGACUAUGGGAACAGCUACAGUAUUGACAUCUGA
This is a messenger RNA of Myotis brandtii (Brandt's bat), 1079 nucleotides long. Its product is annotated as C-type lectin domain family 10 member A-like. The coding region runs from base 39 to 1079 and encodes 346 amino acids. The record is from RefSeq and is a predicted model, not a curated record. The transcript has 10 exons. Lineage: Eukaryota; Metazoa; Chordata; Mammalia; Chiroptera; Vespertilionidae.